AUGAAGUCCUCACCCACCACUACCACCCCGAGCGCGGCCUCGACUUCCUCAGAGUCGACCUCCGACUUCCAGCAGCACGCCCUCGGCCACGGCCUCCUGAACCAAUUCGGGCAGUUCAUCCCGAAACACGCGCUAUUCCAAGUGAAUGUCGAGAUAGACCAGUUGUCGAACGUCCCCCUCAUCAACGGGCAGUUCGCGGUACGCUGGAAAUUCAAGAAUGCACAAACUCGCUCCGGACUGAUCUCGAGGAUGCGCGGGAACCCGUCGUGGUCUUCGAAGGGGAGGAACAGCGCCAAGGGCAAGGGGCGCGCGUCAGAGCUCGGCCUCGCCAUCGAGGUGACCCCGGCGGAUGAGGAUGAUGAGGAGGGAAACGAGAGCAGCCCCCAGGACGAGGGCACUGAGGACGAAAUGUAUCGUCAUGCGAGCGGGUCGUCGCUCGAUCUCCUCACGCCGUAUACCCCUGACACGGCAAUGCCACCCACCACCCCAGCGACAGCAACACCAGCAGAUAUGCGAAAGACGGCAUCUGCAGCAUCCGUCACUUCGACGACAACGACGGCAGUGGCUCGCGGGAUUACCCCUUUCCAGCCGCUGCAGAAUUACAACGUAAAGUGGGGCCACCAGGUGAACGUGGCCGUGCAGAUGGACGUGCACCGGGAGACGGGAGACUUGUUGCCGAACGAAGUGAAGUUGGUGGUGAUGCAGCGAGUGGUCCCGGGAGAUCCGGACGCGCCGAAGCAACCCCGGCUGGGUGCUGUCUACCUCAACCUCGCAGAAUACGCUGAUGCGGGGCCCGUCACUCGACGCUACCUCCUCCGCGAGAGCAAGACAAACGCCACGCUCAAGCUCACAAUCACACUCGAGCAUAUUGGAGGUACGAAGAACUACCGCCCUCCCCCGCUGCGCAAGGGCGAGAUCCUCGCAUCCGUGACAGGCUUGCUUGCCAACAACGACCUCAUGCGCACAAGCAUCGCGCGGCAGCUCGACGACUUCACGCAUGCGACCCACCCCGGGCUGCAAACGUUCAUGCAGGCGGACGGGCGUGCCGAUGGAGACGGGCUCGCGUCUGCGUCGGGCCUGCGUGCGACGGAAGACCUUAUCGAGACGCUGUUCAACCCCCUCCCGAGUGCAUCACCCGCGCCCUCGCCCUUCACGUACUUCGCGCCAGCCGCGGCGCGGCAGCACAGUGUCGGCAGCAUCGGCUCGGUCGACUCCCAGAGCGACUCGUACUCCGUCGCGCGGAGCUCGACUCGGAGCGGGAGCAGCGACGGGAUGCAUGUCGACGUGAGUGUGGAGAAGCUCGCGGCGGACAGUACUGUAGACUUGCACCCGCUCGAGUCGCCCCGCGAUGCGAAGGGUGCGUGGUGGAAGGUCCGCACUCGCCCGGGGACGCCCCUUGGCAGGCACUUCAAACUCCCGUCGCCCUUGCCGCAGCGACACACGGAGUCGAUCCACGCUUGA
Molecule: messenger RNA, 1461 nt
Organism: Rhodofomes roseus
Lineage: Eukaryota; Fungi; Basidiomycota; Agaricomycetes; Polyporales; Fomitopsidaceae
Product: N-terminal C2 in EEIG1 and EHBP1 proteins-domain-containing protein
Exons: 3
Coding region: 1-1461 (486 amino acids)
Source: RefSeq, a predicted model, not a curated record